Molecule: messenger RNA, 1135 nt
Organism: Rhincodon typus (whale shark)
Lineage: Eukaryota; Metazoa; Chordata; Chondrichthyes; Orectolobiformes; Rhincodontidae
Product: synaptotagmin-like protein 2
Exons: 4
Biological process (GO): exocytosis
Cellular component (GO): plasma membrane; exocytic vesicle
Molecular function (GO): neurexin family protein binding
Source: RefSeq, a predicted model, not a curated record
UCCUGUUGUAGCAAUUGGGAAUGCUGCCUCUUUUCUUGCCUGCUAAGCACACAGUUACUUUCUGCUGAUGGCAGAAAGAGUGGUUGUUUAAUUGACCACUUAAUUGCUUUAAUUGGCUGUGAGCCUGAAGGCUUUCCCACCCAGAUCUUAAUUUUUGAGGUGGUAUGAAACAGCUGGUAUCAUCCAGUGCCAAACCGGCUGAUCAUUUGUCUUUUAUGCGAUCUUACCCACCACUUCUAGGCAGUGGAAAAUCCCAGCCAGAGUGUUAGUUAGGAGGGGUUUUUGAAUUUUCAGAGCAAGGAGAUCAUUAACAUCUACCACCAUGGUAAUUUUGACACAAAUGGGGCUGCAUUCAGUAAUCCUUUGUUUGUUAUUUCCACCAAUCAGCUCUUCCCUCCUCCUAUUCAAUUUCAGUUUUAUGUUUUAAAUGAAAUAUUUGUAGCUCAGGCACUACCACCAUUCUAAAUUAUGUUGAGUGAAUUGUCAUGUUAUUAAAUCUCUAUUUAAAACUGGAUAUUUUGGUGAGUAUAUUUUUAGAGCUGUGUACAAGGUUACAUUUAAGAAUGAGUUUGAAGUGCAGUGGAAUUUCUUGUAUUAUUGCAGCAAAGUGAUUCUUGCUUGAUGCCUAUCAUAGUGUCAUAUUUUAAUAUCAAAAUCUGUUUCCUCAGCUGAUGACAAGCCCCCUGCAGUAAACAUUCCAACUCUGGAGCAUUCGAGGGUGAAGGAGCUGAGCAAGUCUGUUCCAAUGCUCAUGACUGAGAGUGAAUCAGACUCUGCUUCAGAGGUCAGCUUCAACAUUGGAUGGCACAGGAAGACUCCCAGUGAUGCCAGCCAUUCCUCAGAUAUGGCAUCUGUGUCUUCGGUGAGUGGAAGCAUCAUGAGUGUCUACAGUGGUGAUUUCGGAAGCAUUGACGCCCAGGGGUCAGUCCAGUUCGCUUUGGAUUACAAUGAGAAGAAUAAAGAGUUUCAGAUUUAUGUGUGUCAGUGUAAGGAUCUGGCUGUAGUGGAUGAGAAGAAGGGUCGAACUGAUGCAUAUGUUAAAACCUACUUGCUUCCAGACAAGGCACGUAUGGGUAAGAGGAAGACCUCUGUCAAAAGGCGAAACAUUAAUCCACUCUACAAUGAAAUAUUGAAG